AUGCCUCUCUUCCCCUCCCUCUGCAGAUUUCUCUUGUUCCUAUACAUCCUACAAGAUUGUGCUGCCACAGACACCAUUGCAUCUGGUCAAGCACUUGUCGACAGUGACAAGCUCGUCUCCAGCAAUGGCAAGUAUGCACUUGGCUUCUUCCAGACAGGCAGUAAGUCCUCCAACAACACACUGAACUGGUGUAGGAACAAGAGGAAAAGGUACAACUUCACACUGGAAACUGCUCAAGGUGGUAGUGGAAUUGUUCCUUUUAGAUAUACUGAUUUGCAGCAUGCUACAAGAAACUUCACAGAAAAGCUAGGUGAAGGUGGGUUUGGUUCAGUAUUCAAGGGAGUUCUGGCUGACUCAACAACAAUAGCAGUGAAAAGGCUUGCUGGUGCAUAUCAAAGAGGGAAACAAUUCAGGGCUGAAGUUACCUCAAUUGGACUUACCCAACAUAUAAAUUUAAUUAAGCUAAUUGGGUUUUGCAGCAGAAGUGACAGCAAAUUGCUUGUCUAUGAAUAUAUGCCCCACCGUUCCCUUGACAUUCAUCUAUUCUCAGGUGAUGCUGAAAUCUUGAAUUGGAAUACUAGGUACCAAGUAGCUCUAGGAAUUGCUAGAGGACUAGCCUAUUUGCAUGAGAGCUGUCGAGAUUGUAUUAUACACUGUGACGUGAAACCUCAAAACAUACUUCUAGACGAAUCAUUCAUCCCCAAAAUUGCAGACUUCGGAAUGGCAAAGUUCUUAGGUAGGGAGUUCAGCAGGGCUUUAACUACAAUAAGAGGAACCAUAGGAUACCUUGCACCUGAAUGGAUAAGCGGAGGGGCAAUCACACCAAAAGUUGAUGUUUACAGCUAUGGAAUGCUUUUAUUGGAAAUUGUUUCAGGAAGGAAGAACACACAUAGAGAAUGUACCACUGCUGGUGAUGAUGAUACUUAUUUCCCUGUGCAAGUUGCAAGCAAGCUUCUUUUGGGAGAUAUUGGAAGCUUGGUGGAUCACAAAUUACAUGGCGAUGUCAAUCUAAACGAAGAUGAAAGAGUUUGUAAGGUUGCUUGCUGGUGCAUUCAAGACAAUGAGCUCAAUCGACCGACAAUGGGUGAAGUGGUUCAAGUUCUUGAGGGUUUAAUAGAAUUAGACAUUCCUCCAAUGCCAAGGCUACUUCAAGCUAUCGGAGGUUCUCAUUCGGCGUGA
Miscanthus lutarioriparius is the source of this 1179-nucleotide messenger RNA. The record is from the annotation of a GenBank genome assembly. Lineage: Eukaryota; Viridiplantae; Streptophyta; Magnoliopsida; Poales; Poaceae.